AUGGGCUUCCUCAAUGAGGCGGUCAUCGAAGGUAUGUCAGUGUGCCACCAGAGAGCCACCGUCAGUCCACCGAGCACUUGAUGGUCUCUGUGUUGGUGUGUGUACCAGGGACGUGGGAUAGCGGUCGCGUCCGUGAGGGGCUCACACUGCCGCAGGCGUGUGGGCUCUUUCACGAUGCGUUGGAGGGGCUAGGGAAGUUUCAUGAGUGGGGCAUCUCCAUUAAUGACAUCAAGUCAAAUGUAAGCCAAGACAAGCACACAACCAGAAAGAGAAUGAUACAAGGGCCACGCCAACGACACAAUCAACUCGUCUGUGUGUAUGGUGUGUAUGGGUAUGUGCAGCCCGACAACGCGGGCAGCUACCGAGGGCAUGGCGUGUGGUUCGACUACGACACUGCCGUGAGACAGACGCACACCCAGACAGACACCACGUAUCACAGUGUUGUUUACGUCUUGCGUGUAUUCCAUUGCAAAGAGACGGCGUCUGGUAUCCGUGUGCGCGUGUGUGUGGCGUGCAGGGGCGGGAGGGAGUUUGGCUCGAGGGGGGUUUUGUGGGUGCGUUGCCGGGAGGAAGACCACUCCACCACUCCGGGUAUGCACCCAUCCAACCCCCGACUACGGCACUCGACCUAUCGCUGCGUGUCUGUCUGUCUGUCUUUGUUGGUGUACCUGCAGGCGGCUGGCACUGGCGUUGCCCCACGCCACCUGUCCAGUGCGGCCCGCGAGAACCGCUUGAAUGAAUGGGGUUCGUGCGGGUGGGGAGGGAGGGAGCCGGGGAGAGGGAGAGGGAGGUCACACGCGUGGAGCUACCCCGAGAGGUGAUACAACGCACAACACGACUCACCAAUGGGGAUGAUAUGUGUCAUGUCCGUCAUCUUGGCGGUGCCUGUUGGUGUGUGGGUGUCAGGGCUCGGCGACCGUGCAGGGCCCGACGCCCGCCGCUCCCCGCGCCACCGGUAGGUGCUGACACGACAUCAAUCAACUCAUCUCCCCCUCACUCACUGGUUUGGAUGACCUGUGUGGCCCUCAGGAGCGCCAGUCUUCGAGGCCCCUCUACGACCGGCGGACGACGACGAGUUGCCCGACGAGGCCCAGCUGCCCGCACCGCAGUGGCGUGUGCCCGGGGCUGUGCGGCUGGACGCCAUCAAGCCGGAGCAAUACGUCCAGGUAGGAUGGAUGAAUGGAUGGGUGACAUCACACCAGCAGAUGGACAAAUGGAUGUGUUUCCCGUGUUGGUGUGUGUGGUCAGUUGCAGAGGCUGCUGGAGUUCCUCGACGGCGACGUCGUGGUACGCACACAAACACCACACGCACACAGAGAGGGAGAGAUCAGAUGCACACACGCUUUUCUGUGGUGUGAUGUUGAUUCAGGGGGAGCUGUUGCGGUACGGCCUUCGGGUGCGUACGGACAGCGUGGGCCACCCCAGGAUCGUCGGCAAUGGCGGCAACGGCACGGUCGUGCACUUGGACUAUAUCGACGCUGGCCAGGUGCCUAAGGACGCCCCGCAGCUGUCCAUCAAGCUCAUCAGACAGGCUGAUGAGGACAACUGGGUACACACAACACACGUCCAUCCAUUCGUGUAUGUCUUGUAUGUGUGUGGGUGUGUGGGUGUGUGUGCAGGUCAAGGAGGGCUUUCUUUUUGGUGGAGGAGGCCGUGGCCAGGCCAGCAGUACAGCCAAAGAGGACGGACAAGGACACCCCAGGCAAGUGGCAUGGAGUCAGGUAGGAGAGUGAUGUGUCAGAAGUCUGUUUAUGUCACCCCCUUUGUGUGUCGUCUCAGGUGAUCUCAUAUCGCCGCCUACGUUUUAUAUUCGUCCGGAUUUUCGACGUCCAGACAGACACGCGUGGGGUUAACGAUAUCUGUUUCCCUUCCUGCUGUUGCUCCCCUGUCAUCGUGACUCGUUCUGAUCCAUCUAUCCAUGUGAGCAGCUCACAAACACGGGCAGGUGUGAGUCACCAGUUUGGUCAUCUGUCUGAUAUCGCCUUCGUUGCAGGCCCAUUGCAUGUGAUCAAGACGAUGAAUAUCGCAGCGGCGGCGGGCAACACACCGGUGCCCUUCACUGGCGGUAAGUCAGUCACUUGACACCACUUGAAUCUCCACUUCUUCGUGUCUGUGUGUGUGGUGUGUUUGCAUGCCUAUCCUUCGAACAUUCAGCCGUCAGCUUCCCCGACUCGAUCAACACGAGGACGCAGACCAUGAUGCUUCUGUGUCUGUGGCGCAGCAUGACGGCCGAGAGGAUGCUGGGGCUCAUCAGGAGGGGGGCCGACGCCACAGCCAUCGUCGUCAUCCCACGCCUUACCAGCCGCCAAACAUGCGGCAUGCAGCUGCCGGCGCAGGAGCACCACUUUAGCCUUAUCGAGACCGUGUGCGGCGAGCUAUUAGUGACCGUCGACAGGGUAUGCACACCUUCGGAAGCACACAUACACACCUUACUUGAGAGGGUCACUCUCUGCUGCUGGAAUGUGUGCAGCAGCGGCUGAGAGGGACAACAAGAAGCCCUCACAGCCCUCAGACGACACGCAAUUGGCAGCCGGCCAAGGACAACACCAAGAGGGCAUCGAUCUGGACGACUCCCCGGGCAGAUUAA
Messenger RNA from Vitrella brassicaformis, 2587 nucleotides. Lineage: Eukaryota; Vitrellaceae. The record is from the annotation of a GenBank genome assembly.